AUGAAGCGCGCAGUGGACGCAAUGAGCGAAGCUUUCGACGACUUCAUGAAAGCCGCGACGCAUUUCCUCAGCCACCACACCUCCUCCGCCGGCCUCCGUACGCCGGAGAGCGAAACGGCGAUUCAGAAUCUCAGGGAAAAGUUUGAGUUACUACAGGAAACAUGUGACAGCGCCGAGGACUUCGUCUUCACCGCUCGCCGGAACCUCGCCGCCGGAGUCGCCGCUGGUGAUGGCGGGGGGAAAGUCAAGAACGAUUCCAAUGCUGAUGAUUCAAUGUCGGACGACACAUCGGCGGUCUCAUAUCCGUCGCCGUCGCACACUUCCGGCAGUCGGGUGUCGGCGGAAUGA
Messenger RNA from Phalaenopsis equestris, 348 nucleotides. Its product is annotated as mediator of RNA polymerase II transcription subunit 32-like. NCBI's taxonomy places the organism in Eukaryota, Viridiplantae, Streptophyta, Magnoliopsida, Asparagales, Orchidaceae. The record is from RefSeq and is a predicted model, not a curated record. Gene Ontology annotation, biological process: root development; leaf senescence; cold acclimation. The transcript has a single exon. The coding region runs from base 1 to 348 and encodes 115 amino acids. Gene Ontology annotation, cellular component: mediator complex.